UCGUUCCUACCUUCCGCGGCAUCAGCCUUCUUCGGGGAUACCCCUCUGACUCUUUGACACCGACGCUCGCUACUCUUGCAAACAUGCGCACCUUCGCUUGGAGUCUCGCCGUCCUGUUUGCUGUGGGCGUCAUGGCCCGCCCCAUCGAGGGCUGCGAUCAGAAGUGCGAUGCCGCGUACAGCGACUGCAUGACUGGCUGCGCCGGCAACCCUGCUUGCAUUGACCCCUGCAAACGUUCCACCUGUACGAUCACGAUGUGCUCUGAUUGCUGGGCGCCAUGCCUCUAGACGCACUUCGUCCCGCGGUCCCGGUAGCUUCCCCAUUCAGCUCUGGCCCAGACAACAAGCUCUUGAUUUUCUCAAAGGGCAUCACCGGCCUCGGCACCGACGGG
Aplosporella prunicola CBS 121167 is the source of this 391-nucleotide messenger RNA. RefSeq lists its product as uncharacterized. The transcript is spliced from 5 exons. Bases 84 to 287 code for a protein of 67 amino acids. The record is from RefSeq and is a predicted model, not a curated record. Lineage: Eukaryota; Fungi; Ascomycota; Dothideomycetes; Botryosphaeriales; Aplosporellaceae.